Molecule: messenger RNA, 3099 nt
Organism: Seminavis robusta
Lineage: Eukaryota; Bacillariophyta; Bacillariophyceae; Naviculales; Naviculaceae
Source: the annotation of a GenBank genome assembly
ACCAAGGAUAAGAAAGCCGUCGAAAUGUGAAAAAACCAGACAGCCUAAGCUGGCUCAUGCUUCCCUCACACGAACCGUAUUGCAUCGUCCGCCAAAAACAUGGACGAUGCGGUUCCUGAUGAAGGAAUUCAUGUAUCCUUGUUGAGAGUAACCGAGACAUAAUAGUACUAGUAGGCUGCCAUUACACGUUGACAUUGCUGCACUGCUAUCUAUUCUCUCAUUUUUAUCAGGUGACUUCGUUCUACAACUGGUAACAUGUCGGCCUCUGAGAGCAACGACAACAACAAUUCUGCACGUACCACCAAUGACACUUCUGCUACCGGUAGUAGAAUGAACGGCAGUACAGGGCCCAGUUCAUCAUUUUCGCGUCUUCUCGACACAAACACCUCCACAAACAGGGGACUGAGGCGACGUGGUUCGCUCUUUGAUGAUCUUUCUUUGCGACAAAACAACGGCAAUGACGAGGCGUCCUCUUUUUCGCUGUCUUCUAUGCCACAGCACUCGUCUUCCGCUGGUCCCUGGCAGAAACGGAAGCGAAAGAAUCUAGAAUCCAAGAAGCGUCGUAGGGAAUCUGCCUACAUGGAUGACGAGGAAGAAUCAACAACGCUGUCAUCGUCGCGGUCGCUAUUCACUGCAUCCGCAAUGAAUGCUGCUGCCAACACACAAGAUGAAAUAAUGACCAACCAUUCGGCUGCUACUAUUCCUGCUGAAGACACACUUUGCAAUACUACAUGUACAACUGUAAACCACUCUUCCACUCCCAAAGCAUCUGGCCGGACGUCACUUUUCGGGUCAGUGAUGCAACAAGUGGGUGGUCACAUGAACAGUUCCACACCAUUGAAGAGCACAACUACAAAUAAUGCAAUGGCCACCACUACUCCUCUUGCUCGAAAGGGAUCUUUGUUUUCUCCUUCCAAUAGAUCCAAAGAAUCAUUUGGUACUCCGGGAGGAUUCCAAUUGCUGGAUUUUGUCAACAAUUUUGGAAGUCCCUUUAGCAACAACAACCCAUCGCCUGAGAAGAGCAAGAGUCCAUCCUCUCACAGCAGCAACCAUAUUGACUGGCACAAUGCGUCAUUGGACCAUGGAGUCAUGGAUUGGUCACUUCCAGAUUCAAUACGCUUCGACUUUCAUCCGGGGUAUAUUGUGAAUCCAAUACUCCAAACCAACGUUGGGUCUGGCCCCGGUCUGUUGAAAUUCCUACAGCCAUUAACAAGCGUUACCAAUGCCAGCAAUGACGGUCUUGCACAGUGGGAAGCAGGGUUGCUGUAUUGGCAGCAUCCUGCCGUCUAUCCAUCACCAUUCGUCUCCGACGAGUCAGCAUUGAAAUCUAAAAUGAUGACAGACGCAAACAAAAAGAAAGAAGGUACAACAACCGCGGAAGGUGACAAGAUACUACGGCAAAAGCAAUUGUCCAAACACGGCAAAAAGAAAAGAAGGGCAACCCUGGAUCUAGCAGACACCAAACCUAUUGCGGAGACGAGCAACUUUGCCGUCCCGGUCCAGACCAAGUCCUCACUGUCGACGUUGCAGCGCCAGAAAGCCCUCUUUACUCGACAACGAAGACUGGAUUGGCAGCAAUCGUUUGCGUCUUUGUAUCGGAAAUGGAUUUCUCAACUGCGGAAGGUUGAAGAAGACCGCGUCGACUAUUCCUAUUUCUAUUCUCGUGGCACGGACCAUUCAGUUCUGUUUCGGGGAGUGUACAAAUCUGGACACAUCUUGCCAGAAAUCGUUUUCACGUCAUCCUCUCGGAUGUUUCGGAGGUGGUUGCAUCAAUCUGGAGUCGAAGCGAUUCGACUUGCGGAAGAAUGGAGAGGGCACUGUCGGGGAACAGUGUUCACCGAGGCAAUCAUUCGGCAACAAAAGCUUCCUUUGAAGGAAAAGGCACAUGCGGGUACUAGCAAAACCAAGUCACACGAUUCUCAAGGGAUACUCCCAGACAAGAUACUCAAAGAGAACAACCCUCAAUCAACUGAUACACCCAGCAACUCAAACUGCGGUAACGGCUCCAAAUCGAACCUUUCGGCGCCCACACCCUCAAAAACUACGUCCCCAUCGGAUUCGUCAACCAGCCCAUGUGUCAAAGCAGAGCUGGCAGCUCUUCGCCGGGCUCAAGUAUUUGGUGAAACCGUAGGAGCAGAUGUGUCAAUUUCUAUCAAACCGAAAGCUAUUGCUGGGCCAAAGGUGUCACUGGGGUCUCUGCCCCCUCUUGUUGUGACUGGCUGGGACGACUGUGCCGCCUUUUUUGAAGUCUACCUGAAUCUGGGGACAACGUGUUGCAUUUCAUCUCUGAGAGAUGCGGGUGGUGGCAAAGCCGACGGGGCUGUAGAUGAUGCAAAAGGAUCAUCAUCGUCAACAACAGCAAAGGCAGACAACGUGCCCUCACAGAAUAUGGAAUCGAUCCAACGGCUGGACUGGCAGGGACAACAUGAUGUACCAGUGUUGAUUUGCCGGGGUCUUGGUCCCUUUGCCAAUGCGACAAUGAAAACACUCACCACCAGCGGUGCACCCCAUUUUGGUCAGAACCAAGAAGGUGAGGGCGACCAAAACACUCACGAAUAUGCAUCUUUGGAGAUUCAGGGUGGUCCAAUUUUGCCGUGUGCCAUCAUGGAGCUUUUGCAAGGUUUGGCUCAGCUUAUGCUAACUGAUCACAAGCGGAACCCACCCAAGGACGCCGAGAUGAGCCACGAUGGAGAUGCCCUGGUAAGUUCGCAUAGUCUGAUUCUCCGUGCAGUUCCAGGCGCAGCGAAAAAGCAGGCAGAAGAGUUGGCCCAAAAGCAUGCUAUUGUUGGGGGAGCCGGCUCCCAGAACCUGAACAACCGCCAUCCCAAGGGUAACUUGGAAGGGGAUGGAGAAAAAAGGCCUAGCCAGAUUCCAAGUGGGCUGGUUCUAGGGACCUCGGUUUGGGAUAUCCUUCACCCCGGCGCCAUUGCGUACAAACUAGAACCCGUGGAUAUAGGUGCCAGCCAGCUGCUGUUGAACUAGCUAGCUAUUAAUAGAAAUGCAUGGGAUGUUGCUACAUGUACAGUUACUAGUUUCUCCCCUCGAGCUCUUGCAGGUCUCUUCGACAGCCAAUGACACAGAUCUGCAUACUGUAGAAAA